This is a messenger RNA of Xenopus laevis (African clawed frog), 3063 nucleotides long. RefSeq names its product NTPase KAP family P-loop domain containing 1 S homeolog (gene nkpd1.S). Bases 205 to 2394 code for a protein of 729 amino acids. The record is from RefSeq and is a predicted model, not a curated record. NCBI's taxonomy places the organism in Eukaryota, Metazoa, Chordata, Amphibia, Anura, Pipidae. The transcript has 3 exons.
CAAACCUGCUUAACCGCUUCCAGAUAUUAGUAAAGUCAUAGGGUGGAGAGAUAUUAAAAGAUGGGCAUGGCUUUGCUUUGCGUUGUCAUUUGUGUAAGACACAAUUUGGAAGGAAGACUCUGAAAUUAAAACACGGAUGGCAGACUGGCAGUCACCUACUCUUCACAUAGGUUGGCAGCAUCAGUCAGUAAGCUCCAGUGCCACAUGGAAAGUAAACAUCUUCAACAUAGGUUAUUUGCAGGUAAACUGGGGGAAGAUGAUAUUUACUGUGCCUGUCUCUCCAAGUCAUUAUGCCAAAUCUCCACACCAGUGACUGUUGGUUUAUAUGCCCCAUUUGGAAGCCGAGUUUACAUGCUUCUGGAUCGAAUAACUAAAUGCAUGAGGGAGGUGGCAACGUAUGUAACAGAAAGGGAAGAGGCAAUGCAUGGACAGACUCCUAGAAAACCAGUGGGAUGGGGCUUUAUGCACUUGCUUUGGCACCUUCUCUUCUACUGCCCUGUGAUUACAGAACACCAGUGGGAACGAAAAAGUAUUGAAUUCAUUUUCGUCAACUUCAGCGCUUGGCAGUAUGCCGGCAGUGACAGGCUUUGGGCUGGCUUGGUUACCACUCUCUGUGACCGUGUUCGGAAACAUUUUGGUGCAAUACCACUCACUGUUUUCAAAGUCUUGGGCACUGCUCCAAAAAGGAAUCUUGAACCUGAAAUUGCAGAGUGGAAGUUUAAAAAGUCUUUCUGCAUUAAGCUUGUGAUUGUUUCACUCCUGCUCAUCAUUGGGUUACUCCUUCUUACUGUGCCUGUGAAUUCAGCAGCCCAUGGAGGAGAUGACAAGGUCACCACUGUAUUUGGAAGUAUUGCUACAUUAAUAUCUGGCUCAGGUAUUAUUAUGACACUCUAUAAGUUGAUAAAGGGUGUCCUAAUAAGUCAGAAGCAUAAAAUAGAGCGUCUAGUCAACAGUCAAAAGUUUAGUUCCCAGAUGGGCUUUAUGAAUGAGGUCAAAAAAGAAGUUGAGUUGAUCACCCAAAUGGUCCAGACCAUGGAGAUCUUCCAGAAACAAAAAAUCCGUGUUGUUCUGCAGAUCACUAGUCUGGAGCUCUGUGCACCAGAUAAGGUUGUAGGUGUACUUGAUGCUAUGAACACACUACUGUCUGACCGAAGAGCACCAUUUAUUUCCAUCUUAGUGGUUGAUCCUAGCAUCAUUGUUACUUGUCUAGAGAAAGCCAGCUCACUCAAGGGAAUGGCAGAUAAUGGUUACAUGUUCCUUAACCGAACAGUUACUUUGCCCUUUUCAGUGCCAGCUUUGGGCAAAAAGACUAAACUUCAGAUUCUAAGAAAAGCUGUUCAGAGGACAGAAGACCUUAUAGAUUGGCCUUGCAGAAAUGAUGCCCUUCGAGUCACCAAAACAGGUGUUGCUGAAACAGUAAAACUGCUUAAAGAAGAGCUAGCAGAGGAAGAAGAACCAGAGGUACAGACAAAUUACUUUCAAACACUUCGCUGCAUUCAAGAGACAUUUUACGCUCUAUACUGUGAAAGUGAGGUUCUGCAUGAAUAUAUUCCUGAUAGCAUUUGCCAAAUGAAAAGGAUUGUUAACACUAUUCCAGUCAUGGUUAACUUGAUGAUGCUAUGCGAAAUUCCAUUGGACAAUCUAUCUCCCAAGGCUCUAGCUGCUUGGGUUGUACUUUGCAAUCAGUGGCCCUGCCGCCUGAGUUGGAUACUGCAGUGUUUAGAGGAUGAGGAGCAGAGAGGCUCCAAAGAAGCGUUCUGCAGCUGCCUAUUAUGGGAUGUUUUUAAAGAGAACAGCAAGGAGCUAUUUUCCUUAAAAACUGGACUAAAUAACCUCUUAGACUUGGAUGAAGACCCUGAAGUUUUUCAAAAAUUCUUGUCACAAGAUUUCCCCUUUACUGCAGAGGAAUCCAGAAGACUAAUGAGGUUCACAGUUAAUCUGGAUUUUUCAAUAAAGAAUAAGAUGGGACUUCUAAGGGGAAUAAACAAUCUUCAGAAUGACUGGAAGGAGCCUGAGGUCAGAAAGGCUGAUGCUGUACAAGAGGGAAAUAGGGACAAAAUACAGGCUAGGAGGGAGUGCAGUGAAAGUAUCAACAAGGUCAGUGAUGUGAAUAAAAAUGCAAAAGAAUUUGCAUUGUAUAGGGAGGAAGGCUGUAAGAAAAUAAAGUGUACAAAAGAUGUUAAUGAGGAGCAAGAACAUUGUAGAACAGAAGUUCAGGUAGAUGUGGAAGAUGCAUUACUUGAGAGAGUAGAGAAAAAAGAGGAUGUUCCAACUACAUUGGAGACACAGUCAAGAGAUGCCGUUUUCUGCAUAGUAGAGGAGGAAGCUGGUUAUGCAUUGCAGGUCCAAAGGAGAUGGGUUGAAUCUAGUAUUGAACAGCUCCAGAACGUUUGAUCAUAGCCCGAGGGACAGCUAGGAUGAGAUUUGGGGAGCAUGCUUAUUUACUCUCCUAGAUACCCUGUUAUUGCUUAAUUUUAAGGUGAGUUAUGGUUAGAUUUGGGGCUGAAUAUGUAUGUAGUGUCCUGAUACUCCAAUGUUUUCUUAUAUUUAUAACCUUAAAAUGAUCUAAACAGGACAUUGACCAAAUGUUUGUGGAGCUUGAAAAAAAUGUCAGCUGCAGAGAUUGAUCAGUGGCAUUAAUAAAGAAGGAACAUUGAACUAUAGCUUACACAAAGCAAGAACAAGCCUUCCACUAUUGAGAAGCAGCAUUUGCUUUUGUAUAAGGCUAAUGAAGAACGUUAACCAGGGUAUUAUAGAUACAUUUCAGUUUAUGGGCUCUAGUUAAAAAUGAUGAUAAAGAUCUGAGCCCUUGAAUGGAACCGCUGCUCUAGCAUUUGGCUGACUGAUGACAGAAUGAGCUUAUCUUUGAUGUUCUCUACUAAAUCAGUGUAAUACUGGCUUAUAAACUGCACCAGUCACAUACAGUGAUGGUUUAACAAAGGGCACCAGCUUGCUUAAAAGAAAUGAGGCCCUUCGUUCACACCUAAAAGUGGAGCAAAGGACGUUAAUAUUUUUAUAUAAAUUAAUUGUUUUUGUAUUUGAAUAAAGUGUUUUCUGUUCAGA